AUGGUCGAGGGAGGGGCUCCUGAGAAGAGGGCUCCUCCUCUCCUCACCUUCUCUUCUCAGGAGGCCCUCUUUCCUCACCUUCUCUUCUCCGUGCCUUGCUCUGCGCCUCAAAGGCUGCACCUGCUCUGCUACGCACCCUCCCUUCAACUGUUGAAGGGGCCUACUAUGUGUGCGGGCAUCGGGCGCACAGGAGCCUACUGUGUGGUAGACCAUGCAGUGCGGUGUGUGCUGCAGGGAGGAGCCUACUGUGUGGUGGACCAUGCAGUGCGGCGUGUGCUACAGGGGGACCUCUCAGCUCUCAACAUGGCUGCAACGGUGCUGCUGCUGCGGCAGCAGCGGGCCGGCAUGGUGCAGACCAAGGAGCAGUAUCGCUUCUGCUACACCGCAGUGCGCGAUGAACUCAAGCAUCUCAUCAAGACCUUCAACACGGGCCCUGACUCUGACGACUCCUGA
Molecule: messenger RNA, 453 nt
Organism: Closterium sp. NIES-65
Lineage: Eukaryota; Viridiplantae; Streptophyta; Zygnematophyceae; Desmidiales; Closteriaceae
Source: the annotation of a GenBank genome assembly